CCCUAUUAAUAAAAAUGAAAAAGAGAAGGCUCUUAAUUGAAAUUGAAAAAAACAAAGCUUAUUUUAGGAAACUCACUCACUACUUCUCUUUACCUUUCAUGUAGUAGAUUCUUCUUCCCACCGUGUCUUCAACUCGUUUUCCCAACUCAACCGUCACUCGUCCGAUUCCAACUAUCUCAUGGCCAAUAACCCCUCCGACGCUCCCGCCUCCGACGACUUUUUCGAACAAAUCCUCCGCCUUCCUACCUUCGCUUCCGCCGAUUCUGGAUUGACCAAUUCCGACCUCGGCCUAACUACCGCUCCGAUGAUGCUCCAGCUCAACUCCGCCGACGCAAACCAUCACCUCGCUUCCGGAGGUUCCUUUCAUCAGCCGGUUUAUCAGUUAGGGUUGAGCUUGGAACAAGGCAAAGGAGUGUUCUUGAAGCCCGAUGAAGCUUCUGGUAGCGGGAAACGCUUUCUCAACGACGUCGUUGAUGCUAGACCUAAUAAUAAUAAUGUUUUUCACGGGCAACCCAUGCAUACUACUGUUCCUGCUGCUCCACAUCCUCCAGCCAUGCGUCCUAGGGUGCGGGCUAGAAGAGGACAGGCUACAGAUCCACACAGCAUAGCUGAGCGAUUACGUAGAGAAAGAAUAGCAGAAAGAAUCAGGGCAUUGCAAGAACUGGUUCCAAGUGUCAACAAGACAGAUAGAGCUGCCAUGUUAGAUGAAAUUGUGGAUUAUGUCAAGUUCUUAAGGCUUCAAGUGAAGGUUUUGAGCAUGAGUCGAUUGGGUGGAGCGGGUGCAGUGGCACCACUGGUAACUGACAUCCCACUAUCAUCAAUCGAGUCUUACAAAUCCAAUGGUGAUCAGGAAGAAGGUGGUGAAGGUGGAAGAAAUGGACCAGCAUGGGACAAGUGGUCAAACGAUGGCACUGAAAAACAGGUAGCUAAGCUUAUGGAAGAAAAUGUUGGAGCUGCGAUGCAAUUUCUUCAAUCAAAGGCGCUUUGCAUCAUGCCCAUCUCACUGGCAUCAGCGAUAUACCAGUCACAACCACCGGACAGCUCUAGUAUAGUCAAGCCUGAAACUAAUCCCCCUUCAUAGACCUCAGACACUUGGUGCAAAAUCCAUUGGCCCCAUCAAGGGCUCACCUAAAUACUUCUGGGACCUACAAAUAAUUUUGUCCGGUCCAAACCCUAUAAUUAAGUCAUUGGCAAGCAUCAUGUUGCAAUCAAAGUCAGAUGCCAUAACUUUUUCUUCUUCUUUUUUUUUGCCUUUCUCUCAGCUUUUGUCCAUACACGGUUCAAUGUCAAUGCCUUAGAAAAUAGAGGCAGACCCCUAUCUUGUCCUGCCAAGUUUCAUGAGGAAGAAAUUGUCAAAAGUUCACUUGAUAUGCUCUUGUUUCUUUUGCUUCAUUGGGUUGAGUGGAUGGUAGUGGAACAUGAUGAAAGCGCUUUUGUAGUGGGGCUUAAUUUUUGUUGUAGUGGGAUGUGGGACCUUGUAAAAGGUUAGAGAGUGGUGUGUAUAUUUUAGUAGUAGUGAUGUACUGAUGUUACACUAGAAGAUUUGAGAUGCAGAAUAGUUACUUUAGUGCAUUUUGAAUUUACAGUGAAGGCAAAAUUUCAGUGAUACUGAUUUUGUUGAAUCUCUUUGGCCGAAAUCACAUCGGUACAUUGACACUAAUGGUAAAUUCAAACAUGCAUUUAGCAAUGUUGGGAGUUACCAGUCCAGCAGAAAAUAAUUGUGUUUUUUGGUUAUUUUGGGAGUAUUAGGGAUUGUAUGAAUUGUUUAGUCAAAAGUAAUCGAAUUUUUCUAUAUUCUCCUUGAAUCAAUAUUGAAUUUUGAUCUA
Messenger RNA from Cicer arietinum (chickpea), 1826 nucleotides. Its product is annotated as transcription factor UNE12. The record is from RefSeq and is a predicted model, not a curated record. Lineage: Eukaryota; Viridiplantae; Streptophyta; Magnoliopsida; Fabales; Fabaceae. Gene Ontology annotation, biological process: regulation of transcription by RNA polymerase II. Gene Ontology annotation, molecular function: RNA polymerase II cis-regulatory region sequence-specific DNA binding; protein dimerization activity; DNA-binding transcription factor activity, RNA polymerase II-specific. Gene Ontology annotation, cellular component: nucleus.